Trichomonas vaginalis G3 is the source of this 3204-nucleotide messenger RNA. Its product is annotated as NCK-associateD protein 1 family. Gene Ontology annotation, biological process: cell projection assembly; cortical actin cytoskeleton organization; cell migration. Gene Ontology annotation, cellular component: SCAR complex. The record is from RefSeq and is a predicted model, not a curated record. Bases 1 to 3204 code for a protein of 1067 amino acids. NCBI's taxonomy places the organism in Eukaryota, Parabasalia, Trichomonadida, Trichomonadidae. The transcript has a single exon.
AUGUCUGAAGGUCGAUUUGAAGAGACAGAAAUCCUCCUCAAACAUUCCGAGUUUGUCCUUGCCAGCCUAGAGUUUGCGGCUCACCAGUUCCGCGAAGAUGGCGAGAUUAUGAAGAUGCUAAGUUCAUCAGAUGGUAGCAAAAUCAGGUCUUUCGCCAAAAAUUUCGUGAAAGCCAAAAAGAAAGGCGAUUCACUUCCAACUCUCAACCAAAGCCUUUACCAAACACGUGAAAAAAUCGCUAUGCAAAUGAUUAUGCCAAUCAGAACUAUCGACUAUACAGUUUACUGGUGCCAGCUUUCAGUUGCACAAUUAAAGGUUAUGACAGAAACCAGUAGAGAAUUCGAUUUCCGUUGGAACUUACCAAUUACUUUAUCAUCUCUUAAGCUUUUCGGAGCCUUCUGCAGAAUCGUUCUCUAUCUUCACCAUAUCACUGCAGCUAAAUUCUUAGUCCAGCUCUUCUCCUCAUCGUCUCUCCCAACAACUCUUCCACUACAAUGCCAAUUUGAUGAUCUUCUUGAUUUCGUUUCGAAAUGCCAAGAUGAGCCAUUCGCAUUCAUUGCAUCCCAACUCGACUUCAUUAAGGAGAAAAUGUCUCUCAUGGUUGUCAACUUAUUGCCAUUCUUCUCCACAUUGAUGGGUGACUGGACAGUUUUCGAUUGGUCCAUGCUUUCUAUCUAUGAGAGAUCCCCAGAGUCCACAAUUGGAGAUUCAAUGCCUAUCAAUGAAUACACAUAUCUUGCAAAUAUCAGUUUCCUCCAGGAAGUUCUCACAUUGUUCACUCUUACCUUCACAUCCUUCAUGGAUGAAAACCAGCAGUUCAUUGCCCUUGGCCAUGCCAUCCUUUCUGAAACCGGAACAUUUUAUCUUUCCAGAAACUUCCCAGUAUCAAUUGAGGAAUUGAUCAAAGUUUCCAUCCCAUCCAAGUCUCUUACAGGCCUUAAGAGCAACCUCCAGAACUCAAUCAAUCGUAAGAACAAAGAAGUUCAUCUCUACAGAAUGAAACAGCUUCUUCUUCUUGCCAGCGAUGUUGUAAACUUCUCAGAACUCAAUUUCAACUCAUUCCUUCGUUCAAUCCAUAUCGUAAGAGCUAUUGCUGCAUUCGCAUAUUACGAAAUCGAUCUUUUCUUCCGUACAAGCGACAAAUUCGCCAAGAGCCCUGAUCACAUCAAGACAGUUUCCCACCUUCUCCACUACAUUGUAGAGCUCGCUUACUUAUUUAUCAAGCGCAAACCAGAUGUUGAACGUUUCUUCCUCUACAACCUCGCAACUGUCGACGCCGACCAUCUUUCAUACAUUCUCAACAAGUUCGGUACAGAUCUCGGCACUGCUGGUGCAGAUGUUGUUGCAACAGGCAGAUUAAUCUUGGAAUCACUGGAAGACCUCGAUUUAGCCAAAUUCGACAAUGGAAUAAGAUACGAUUUCUACCCAUUACAGCUUACUCACGGCAGAGCUUUGCAUCGUCAUAACGUCACAUCUCAGCGAUUAAGAGUUUCCUUCCUUACUCCUCUCUGCGAACACCUUAUGACCAUCUCCAUGCACGCAUCCGCCUGCCAGGAUCCCGUCAACUGGUUCCUAGAGUGUUGCCAGUUACAUACAAUGUGGCGCCACCUCAACAAGUUCGACGCUUUCAUCUCCAAUCCAUCCGCUCCAAUCGUCGAAUGCACAUGCUUCGUUCAUAUCUUCGAGUUAUUCAACUACGACAAAAUUGUCAUGUCAAUGCACAUGAACGAAGGCGCUACAGCUCAAUCCAUCCUCGAAAACCAGAUCAGACAGAGCUUCAUCAAGAGAAUGUUCUCUCUAAUGUCCAACCUUUUGAGCUCAAAUUCAAGAAUUAUGCAAUUUUCUCUCGACGGACCAAUCGGACAAGUCAUUCCUGAACAGAACUUGACACGCGACCUCAGAAGCAAGGAAUACUGCAACAGAGAAGCAGAAGAAAUCAACUCAAUCGCAAAUGCAAACAAACUCAUUGAAAAACUUCCACAGACAUGCAACGUUCUCGGAAAAGUCAUCGACAUCUCUCCUUACAUCGUUCGUCGCUUAACUUCCGACAUUCUCCGCAUCGUUUUACUUAAUAUGACUACAAACGGUUCUGCCAUCAUCAACAGUGCUCCUCUUGUCUGGACAUUCUUCAGCCACGCGAGAGCCCUCAACGUUGACCAGUUUGAAGAUGAAGAACUCGUUUUCCGCCGCGGAUUAUUCGAAUACAGUCUGAAAAGUGCCAUGUUUGCAGGAUCAUCUAUUUCUGCACAAGCACAAGCCUUCAUUGGCCGCGGAUCAUUAGAGCCACGCGAUAUUACUGAUCCAUCCCGUUUCAUUGUUUUUAUUUCCUCCCAAAUGAUCAAGUUCGUUGACACAGAAUACGAUUCCCAUUUGUACAACCACUUUGCAGAGUCAUUCAGUUCGUGCAACCACAACAUCUCAUAUUACAGGAACAUCUUCAGAGUUCUUGGUAUCCAUCCCGCCCUUUAUCUCGACGCAACACUGACAAACGGCAUUGUAGAGAACUUCUACAUCGUUCACCAAGCGUUUGAGUUCAUCAGGCAGAACCUCAAAAAACCAAAUGAUGUUUUCAAGCACGAGAUGGCUAAACCAGCCUCGAAAGCUCUUCUUUCUCUUUCAGUCGGAUUGGCAUUGAGGAACAUCAUCAGACGCGCGAUUUCUUUGGUCAAUGAAGAGGCAAUUCCAGGUAUUUCCGACAUCAUCGCAACAACAGAGUUGGAUGACAGACCAGAAUGCAAUUUGUUGAAGGAAGUCUUCUCACAGGAAGACACUACAUGGUUCAUAAAGACGAGGUUGCUCUCAAGAAUCAAAGUCCACAACGACGGACUCAAAGAUUUCUUCACUUUCAUCGCAACACUCAUCGCUGGUCCAUUCUUCGACGACAUUGAGUUUGAUCCAGAAAACAAUACUCUUUCUCACAACGUCCACCUCAUCCCGUACGCAUUCCAGCUCAUCAUCGAACUCGCUCCUUCUUUGUUCACAGAGGCAUCUUACAACAAGUUGCAGGGUGCAAUCGAACUCUUCUUCACGAAGAUUUCGCAGAUCGUUGAGUCAAGAAUGAAGAAGUUGAAGGCCCAGAACUUGAAGGCAAGAUACAUCUUGAUGGACCAGUUCCCCAAGCUAUGCUCGAAGUUAGAGUACGGAAGAAUGAAGCACGUGUUCCCUUACGCUCUCCUUACUCACAGCUACCCAGAAACUCAGUAG